GCCACCACCAUGUCUUCCCAUCCUUCCAAGCGGAGGAAGCUGACCGAGGGCGGCCAGUCCUCGGACGGCGCAGCCACCAGCGACGUCAAAAUUCAAAAGCAGUUCUUCAAGAGUGCACAGAGCUGGAACCUCGAAGAGGACUAUGAGAACCGCCCCAGGAAAGGAAAGAAGAAGAAGGAGAAGAAGGCCGCCGAUGCCACGAAACUGCCCAUCAGAGUUGCCGAGGGAACCUGGGUGACGCAGGAAGAGGAAGACGCCGAGAUUGCGAGCGAUGCCGAGUGGUUGGAGAGUGAAGGGGAGGAGGCCCCUGAGGAGGAGGAGGCUCAGCCCGAGCCAGAAGCACCCAAGAUCCCCGAGCGUGAACAGAUCAGGAGAGCCCAGGAGGAAAUGGCCAAGAUCGCAACGCAACUCAAUGAAGACCCAGAGGAGCAUCCGGGUGCUUUCAAGGCGCUCGCCAAGAUUGGAGAGUCGGACCUUCUCGCCAUCAAGAAGCUCGCCAUUGUUGUCCAGAUGACCGUCUACAAGGAUGUCAUUCCCGGCUACAGGAUAAGACCGGCUUCGGAGGAUGUUGCCAAAGAGAAGCUGUCCAAGGAUGUCAAGCGGCUACGCGUCUAUGAGCAGGCCAUGGUCACCGGUUACUACCAAUACAUCAAGACCCUUGCUGCCCUCGCAGGUGGAUCUAUUCGCGACAAGUCCAAGCAGCCCAUUUCCAGCAUCGCCCUUACCUGCGCCUGCACCCUUUUGAACGCAGUACCGCACUUCAACUUCCGCGGUGAGCUUCUCAAGAUUCUCAUCAAGAAGCUGAGCUACAGAAAUAUUGAUAAAGACUUUAUCAAAUGCCGGACCGCUCUCGAGACCCUGUUUCACGAGGAUGAGGAUGGUCAACCCGCCAUGGAGGCCACUUCAGUGCUCACAAAGAUGAUGAAGGCUCGCAACUACCAGGUUGACGAGAGCAUCCUGAACCUGUUCCUCCACCUGCGUUUGCUUAGCGAGUUCUCCGGAAAAGCUUCCAGAGACACGGUGGAGAAGCAGGAUGAUGGGUCGGUCAAGAAGCCGAGGCAAAAGAAGGAGUUCCGCACCAAGCGUGAGCGCAAGCUCCUCAAGGAGCAGAAGGAGGCUGAAAAGGUCAUGGCCCACGCCGACGCAGCUGUGAGCUAUGAGGAGCGAGAGCGGAUGCAGUCCGAAACGCUCAAGAUGGUUUUCGCCUCGUACUUCCGCAUCCUCAAGAUGCGUAUUCCCAACCUCAUGGGUGCCUGUCUUGAAGGUCUCGCCAGAUACUCCCACCUGAUUAACCAGGACUUUUUUGGUGAUCUCCUUGAGGCCCUAAAAGACCUGAUCCGCUACAGUGAAAAGGACGCUAACAAGGAGGACGAGUCGGACGACGAGAACAAGGAAGAGGAAGAGGAUGAAGACGACGAGCACGAAUUCGUUCGUGACACCAGCCGCGAAGCCCUCCUCUGCACCGUCACCGCCUUUGCUCUUCUCGAGGGCCAAGACGCCCAUAACGCCCGCUCGGAUCUUCACCUCGAUCUCUCCUUCUUCAUCACCCACCUCUUCCAGUCGCUCCUCUCCCUCUCCGUUAACCCGGAUCUCGAACUCGGCGCCCAGUCGCUCCAGCUCCAAAACAGCGUGCGCCGCAACAACCGCAUCAAUCUGCAGACCACCACCGUCCUGCUCGUCAAGUGUCUCAGCGGCAUCCUCCUGCCGCCCUGGAACAUCCGCUCCGUGGCGCCGCUCCGUCUGGCCGCCUUCACGAAGCAGCUCAUGUCUGGAUCGCUCCAGGUGCCGGAGAAGUCAGCCCAGGCGCUUCUCGGCUUGCUCGCCGACGUGCUCCACACGCACGGCAGGAAGAUUAGCUCGCUCUGGAAUACGGAGGAGAGGAAGGGCGACGGCACAUAUAAGCCACUUGCGGCGACGGUGGAGGGUAGCAACCCAUUCGCGUCGACGGUGUGGGAGGGCGAGCUGUUGAGGAGACAUUAUUGCCCCAAGGUGAGGGAGAGCGUGAAGGAACUGGAGAAGAGCAUCAAAAGUAUCAAAUAGCGGGUGAAAGGGUGAUGUUGAAAGGGAUUGUCUUGUUAUGUCUACGAGACUUUAGGUGUAGGUUGUUGGAGAGUAUACACGUUAGCUUUGGCAUAGAAUUAUUAUUC
Messenger RNA from Neurospora tetrasperma FGSC 2508, 2147 nucleotides. RefSeq lists its product as uncharacterized. The record is from RefSeq and is a predicted model, not a curated record. Gene Ontology annotation, cellular component: nucleolus. Gene Ontology annotation, biological process: DNA replication initiation. The coding region runs from base 10 to 2040 and encodes 676 amino acids. NCBI's taxonomy places the organism in Eukaryota, Fungi, Ascomycota, Sordariomycetes, Sordariales, Sordariaceae. Gene Ontology annotation, molecular function: chromatin binding. The transcript has a single exon.